AUGUUUUUUUGCAAAAAUAUUUUAAAUAAAACGAACAUUUUUUAUUUGUUUUUUUUUAGAAUUUAGCAGUAAGCAAAUUUACUGUAUCUUAGUUAAAAUAAAUUAUAAAAUUAUAAAAAAUUAGAUCUUUUUAUUUGCAUAUUCUUUAAUACUUACUAUAUUCUAUCUUAAGUUUAAAGUGCUAAAUAUAAAUAAAUGUAUCUAUAAAGAGUUCUAGCCACUAAAAAAGUUUAUUUAUUUUUUUAAGAAAGCAGUUAAAAUUUAAGAGCGCCAACAUGGAGAUAGAUGAAUAUGCAUGUUACAGAGGAAUGUGUUCACUUUUUUCCUCAUCUUCACUCCUUUAAAGAAAAUGAAGUCAAAUAAAAUGAAGAAAUCAUAUAUAAAACAGAUGUUACUCUUAUCCCUGAAUUAACUUUAAAACUUUGCGAAAUUGACAUUAUCAUUAACAAAGAUAAAGACACUAUUACUUAAAUCCUCAAACACUCUUAAUUUAGCUAAGAUUCAGCAUAUCCAAACCAUUAAAAUUUAAUGGAAAAAGUUAUUGAGUAGAGAAAAAAAUAACUUUAGAAUAAGUUACAAUUAGAUAAUCAGCAAGAAAAAGAGAAUAAGAAACAAAAAUAGCCAAACUUAAUAGGAGCAGCUAUCUAUUAGGUAAAACCAACAGAGGAGAUAGUAUAAGGCUAAAAAAAAAUAUUUAAUAGAACUUACAUAAUGUAUUUUGAGACUGAAAAGGACAUGAAUAUAAUUUAUAGUGCUGUUAAAAUUGGCAAAUAGUGGAGAGAUUAUUAUUAUUUUUGUGUUGAAAAUUAUAUGUAACCAGAUUAUGAUUUUCUUAAUUGGAUUGUAGAUAACUCAAAUGGAGAAGGAUAUAUACAAAAGCCUUUUAUGGUUGAAUUAUAGUACUUCGAAAAAAAUACUUCCUUAUAACAACUGUAAUCUCUACAAGUAUUUACAAAUGGUUUCAAAUAUAUAUACGGAUUAUAGUUUACUACUUAAGUUGAUAUUCAAUUACAGAACUAUUACUUUGAACCUCUUGAAAGUAUGUUUAACUCUUAAAAUUUAACAAGACUAUCUCUCUCAAAAUGCACAUUGCAUGAUGGCAUAUUGAAUACAAUGUUUCCAUAUUUGUAUAAAAGCUUUAAUUUAUUAUCUCAUUUAGACCUGAGUUACAAUCUAUUGACUGAUGCAUCUCUUGAUUUUUUAAUAUUAUAUAUCCCUAAAAUAUAAACACUAGAAGUACUGAAUCUAUCUCAUAAUCUAUUUGAGGGAGAGGAAAGGAAAUUUGCAGAAUUUAUUCAUACAAUUAAUCUACUUGAAUUGAUUGAUAACCCACAAACAGUUUAUGAUGGGUUUAAAUUGUAUAUGAGUCAUAACUAACUAAAAGAUUCAGUUUUAAAAGGCUUAGAGUAAUUUAUACUGUUUGCAAAAUAUCAUUAAUUCUUUUAUAUCGAUAUAUCACAUAAUAAACUUUCUUGCUAUGCUCUAUGGAGACUGUUUAAAGAUAUUGAGGCAAAUAAAUAUUAAGUAUUAAAUAAUUAAUCAGCUAGUAAAGUUGUCAUCAAUAUGUUUCCUCUUCCAUUUAACCCUAGUCUUAUAGAAAGUUGUGUAGAAUAUUUUUACUAAUUAUAUGUGUCUAAAAAAAAAUAUGAACAUUACAAAAAAGUUAAAUAUGAAAACAUACAACAUAUUAAUCUUAUUAGUGAAUAAUAAGAAUUAUAAAGUAUAUAAAACGUUUAAGACUAAGAUAUUUAAUACUAAAGGAAGUAGGCUUUAACUAUUUAAAUAGUGAGAAAACGCUAUUAAAAGAAUAAAGAUCUUCCAAACAAGAGGAAGUAUGUUUAAAAAAUAAAGGAUAUCAGUUAAGAAAUUAGAAAAAUAGAGUCAUACAAUUUAAAAGUUGAAGAGUAUAAAGUAUUCUGCUAGUCUAUAUAUGAGUUAGAAUUUGAAUUUCCACUUUAAAAACUAGAACCACUUUAGGCUAUCAUUUGGGAUAAGCUUAAUGAAGCUAUAUUAAUUAGAGAUCACUACUCUAUUAGCAUAUUAAUUGAGUGCUGUUACUAUAUUGGGUUAGAGGUUUAACUUUUCUAAGAUUAUUUUUAUAGAAUUAAUUAGACAAUACAUUAAAUGAACAGUGAAGAAUAAAAUACUCCAAAUACAGAGCAGAAUGGAGAGGAAAUUUAUUAAAAUUAUAAGUAUGUGUAAAAUGACAUUACAAAUGUAAUUUAGAGAAGAGAAAAUAUUUAGAAAUAGAUUGAAAAAUUUUUGAAUUUCGAUUAAUAAGACGAAACAAAAGUAAACUAUCUUCUUGACUAUCUAGUGAAAGAGGCUGUAAGAUUAGAUUUGAGAGGUAAUGCAGUCGAUUUCUUAUUAUUAAUUAAAGAAAAACGUGAUAUCUUAAUCUAGAGAUAGUUGGCUGGAAUAAUUUAAUGA
Molecule: messenger RNA, 2430 nt
Organism: Tetrahymena thermophila SB210
Lineage: Eukaryota; Ciliophora; Oligohymenophorea; Hymenostomatida; Tetrahymenidae
Exons: 7
Source: RefSeq, a predicted model, not a curated record